Messenger RNA from Penicillium brasilianum, 1125 nucleotides. Lineage: Eukaryota; Fungi; Ascomycota; Eurotiomycetes; Eurotiales; Aspergillaceae. The record is from the annotation of a GenBank genome assembly.
AUGGAUAAUGUGCUGAGCAGCCUACCCCCGGACGUGGGGGCGAUCCUGUGGAACAACUUCGGGAUCUUGCAGGUUGUCUCCAUGUUUGCAAUAGGCGCGUACAAUGCAGUCGAGACCGGGAUCGUGACCUUGGAGAUGUUCAAGCACUACCGUGGACUAUAUUUCUGGAGCAUGCAAAUCGCUUCUUGGGGGAUUCUCGUUCAUGCAAUUCCAGCUAUGAUCCGAUUUAUCUCCGUGGCUCCAAGUCUGCCAAUGUCUAUCCCCUUCAUCAUCGGCUGGUAUGCCAUGGUCACAGGCCAAGCCCUCGUCCUCUACUCUCGACUCCACCUUGUCGUCUCCGAUAUCAACAAGCUGAGAUGGGUCCUGUGGAUGAUCAUCAUUAACGCCCUGGUCUUCCACAUUCCCAUGACGGUGCUGUUCUUCAUCCUCAGCAAUAACCCCACCCUCGCCCGCGCGGCCGCCAUCUUCGACCGCAUUCAAGUAACAGGAUUCUGCAUCCAAGAUUUCGUCAUCUGCGGCAUAUACAUCCGCGAGGCCCUCCGCGCUCUAGGCCCCGUCCUCGAAGUACGUGGUAAAGAAGGCCAGAAAGUCAUCAUCAAUCUCAUCUGGGUAAACGUCGUCGUCGUCAUACUCAACUGCCUCCUCCUGAUUGUCGAAUACAAACUACACUACAUCGAAGUCAGCUUCAAAACAGUGGCAUACAGCAUCAAACUCAAACUCGAAUUCUCGGUCCUCAACCGUCUACGCUCCCUCACCCGCACGCAACCCUACGCCUGUCAGCAAUCCCAGCAACAUGCCGGCGGUCCGCGCCGAUCAAGUGAUAGAAACAUCUUCGACAUGGUCUCCGCACGACGGGCGCCCAGGAUGGAUAUCGAGGAAAUGCCCGGCUUUGUCCAUACCGGUGUGUCUCAUGAUCAGUCGCUAUCCGAACCAAACAGUACACACGAUUUCCACGAGGCUCUUCGCGAGACAUCCUUGAAUGACAACGUGAUCAGCCGCGUCGGGACUUGUGUUCUAUCCCCUUCGACACUUUCCUCCGAGAAUUUUUCUCGACCGCGUAUUGGACCUUCGGAAACAAAAUAUUCAGUGGAGAUGAGGCUGCUCGAGUCGCCAAGAUCGAGCUAG